AUGGGUUCUAACCUCACCAAAAGAGGGAACUUUGGGUGUCUCUACUUCUUCUUCAAGUCCUCUCUCAAUCCCCCCUUCUCCUUCCUUCUUACCACCCAAAAUCCAACAUGGUAUCAGAGCUGAAUUCUUGAGGGAUCUGUGAGAGUUUGUUUUUUGAGGGAACACCAGAAAAAAACCCACCUUUCUCAUUGUUUUCAAACGGUUCUUCAUGUGAAACCCCUCUUGCUUGGCCAAAAUCUUGCAACUAAAAAAGCUGUGAAGAUGGAAGCAUAUGUUAGUCCCACCAUGGGAGAUGUCAAGGAGAGGAAAACUGGAUUCAAAGAGAAGGUGUUCAUGUUUGUUUCCAAAAUCAGUCCAAAAGGCAAAUCAUGGUUGAUGGAAUGGGAAACUGAGCACAAGAACUCUGUUUCAUGGUAUAUUCUACAUCCAUCUUUCACGUUUGAUAUGGAUAUGUUUUGAGUUUUCCCAAGAAAACUCUUCAUGGAUGUGGCUUUGAUGUUCCAAACUCCCAUGGCUUCAUGGCAAAGAAUGUUUGAUGGAGACCACGACAAAGGAAAACUGGGCACAACAUCUCAGUUUCAUUGUGUGUUCUUCUACCAUCUUUUAUGUUUGUAAUUCUGAAUGUUAUGAGUUUUUUUCAUAUAAAAAAAAAAAAAAAACUCUUCAUGUUUAUGUAGUUGUGAACUCCAUUGCUUUAUAGCAAAGAAGUUUGGUGGAGGAGAAAAAAUAACAACUCCAGAAUGUA
Messenger RNA from Rubroshorea leprosula, 745 nucleotides. The record is from the annotation of a GenBank genome assembly. Lineage: Eukaryota; Viridiplantae; Streptophyta; Magnoliopsida; Malvales; Dipterocarpaceae.